AUGAGCUUGAACUUGAAGCAGGAGUCUGCUGCUCACAUGUACUGGACAAGUUACACCACAUGCCAGUUCCUCUUUGGUCCAGUGGAAAUCUUACCUUUCUCAUUAGUGGUUGUGAGGAUUCUGGAGAAUGUUAUGGAAAUGGCUGGCACCUUUUCCAUAAUGCCCUGGCUCCUAGUGGGUCACCACCCACAUUUAGAGAAGCCUGUUCUGCAAGAUUGCCUGGCUGUGCAGCUGGCGCUCCCUGCUGCAUCUUUCUCUCUCCGGCACUGUGGGAUGGGGCUGAGGAUGUUCCCUUGGCCAAGUUGCUUCAAACCUCAUCAACAAAAAGAGUGUGACCCAGAUUACACCUCUUCUGGCUCAGUCAAACAGCUGUAUGGUAGGCAACUGGAGGUGUUCAGCAGUCGUUGCCAGGAUCAUACUGAUGUGGCCACAAUUUCGCCUCUUUCCCUGCCCUUCGAUGUCCAAAGAAACCUGACAGCAAAUUGGCUACAACCAACAAAAAGGAAAAAACAGAACCAAGAAAUUGUGGAUCAGUUGGAAGAAUUAACUCUUUGCUCACAACUUGACUGCUGGGUUUGGGGGGCACCCAGACUGCUGAAUUUUGUAAAGGCCUCAGUUUCAUCUUGCUCACUCCCAGCCUGGGGAAGAAGGCUCACCCCCAGAUUCCACCCCAUCCCCGAAAAGAAAGAAUGCCACCAAAAGCAGGGAGCCCUAAGGGAGCAGUUACAGGUGCACAUUCAGACUGCAGGAAGCCUCGUAUCAGAGAAAGCUCAGUUACAGACAGCCCUGGCUCACAGGCAGCAUGCUUCCAGGCAGAAAGAAGGAGAGUCUGAAGAUCUGGCCAGCAGCCUGCAGUAUUCCUGGCAGCAUGUGGGAGAGUUGGAGUGGGCUCUCUUUGCUUUCACCACACAGCAGAAGAAGGCAGACAGGGUGAUUCCAACCACUUGCCCCGUCCGCUGGCAGCCUGGCUUCUCAGAUGGAGGAGUGAGCCUAAAGGUCCCUUCUGCAGGAUGGAGUGUCCUGCCCAGAAGGCAGCAUGGGCCAUUUCUCGCUGCUUUUCUGUGUGUUUGUUAGAGGCAGCCUAACAAACCCUGCUGUGUUUGAGUCAGCUGCUGUGGGUGAGUUGGGGGUGCUAUGGGGAACAAGCACUGGACACAGAGCUCCCAGGCCAAGUGCUUGCCCUGCCCUUACCUGGCUGUGGCCUUUGCCAAAUCCUAGGUAGGGAAUAUGGUACUUGUACUGUGAAGGUACAGAAGAGUAGUUUAGUAUGUUACCAUUUGUGUAGAGAGAGGGAACGUGUGUGUGUGUACGUACAUACAUACUAUCAUAAUACAGGUAAAACAUGUCUGGAAGGAUUAAUAAAAAACUCGAGGGGAAGGAGAGCAUUAGGAUAAAUAACUAAUGCAUACGGGCAUAAAACCUAGAUGACAGGUUGAUAGGUGCAGCAAACCACCGUGGCACAUGUAUACCUAUAUAAAAAUCUGCACAUUCAGCACAUAUAUCCCAGAACUUUAAGUAAAAUAAAAAAUAAAUAAAUAAAAUAAAACACAAAAAACUCAGGAGAGAGAAACAGAGUGGCUGGGAGAUAUUUCCCUUCUGUACCGUCUGAGUUUUGGACUAUAUGAAUGUAUCAUCCUUUUAAAAAGUGAACAAAAGAUUAACUUUGUCCUUCCUAUCUGUGCCCUCACCCCCAGUGAACAAAUGGGCUUAGAGAAUCAGAUAUACCUGGGUGUUCAAAUCCCAGCUCUGCCUGAGUGAUAUUAGGCAAGCACUUUAGCUCUAAUACUUUAAUACUCCAUGCUUUUCAUCUACACCAUAGAGGUAAUAAUAGUAGCUAUCUCAUGGUGGUUGUGAGGAUUAAAUGGGAUUGUUAACAUGGUGCCUGUUGAAGCACUCAAUAAAGCUUCAAACAGUGGUUGUAGUAAUGGUAAAACAAUAGCAAUAUUAUCUGAUCUCUCUGGGCCUCUGUUAGUCAGCUAUAAAUUUGAUCUCUUUCCCUGUCCCUUCCAUGUUACUAACUUCUUUUGAAAACAAAUGAGUCCAUGUGCUUGGAAAUGCCUUCAAAAAAUGUCAAGUGUGAUUUAGAGUGAGGAAGUGUUACUGUGGAAUAGUUAUUGUAGCUAUUGUUACUGGUCGGCCAGCUGCUCCUCUGCCUGCUGUAUCCUGACUUAAUCUUUGGUCCGUA
This is a messenger RNA of Cebus imitator (Panamanian white-faced capuchin), 2185 nucleotides long. RefSeq lists its product as uncharacterized. The transcript has 8 exons. Lineage: Eukaryota; Metazoa; Chordata; Mammalia; Primates; Cebidae. The coding region runs from base 1 to 1074 and encodes 357 amino acids. Gene Ontology annotation, biological process: spindle assembly; Golgi organization. The record is from RefSeq and is a predicted model, not a curated record. Gene Ontology annotation, cellular component: Golgi cisterna membrane; Golgi cis cisterna; cis-Golgi network.